Orbicella faveolata is the source of this 5011-nucleotide messenger RNA. RefSeq lists its product as uncharacterized. Lineage: Eukaryota; Metazoa; Cnidaria; Anthozoa; Scleractinia; Merulinidae. The record is from RefSeq and is a predicted model, not a curated record.
UUAAAGACCUUUCAAACUGACACGUAUUAUACGUGUUAAAUCCGGGUUGUGUAAUUUCGCGCUCUCGUCUGCCGGUAUCUUGGCAACGGUAUUUCUACUCGGUUAUCAGCGUUUUGUUUUCCACCUGAUCUGAAAAUCUUUUGACCUGUGUAACUGUCACUCAGAAGUUUCUUCAGCUCCGCGGUUUGAAAGGAAUGAUUCCUGUUAAGUUGCGCCGACGGCGUUCCUGUGAGUAUAGUGGGUUGUGUUGUAAGGUCAGUCAAUGAACAUCAGCUGAACCAGGUGGAUAGGGCUGCAAAGCAUCUUGGGUAACAUCAACAACAAAGGCCCGGACUGCUACAGUUGUGCCAUAAAAUCGGAUUUUCUCCACAAAUUGACGGGUUAUGAUGUUGAAUGGAAUUUAGGAUGCGCUGGCACUCUUGUAGGUUCUGUGAGGUUUUUUGGUAGUUCUACAUCAGCGUAUUUUAACCGGCCAUGGUUAAAUUAAACGGGGUAAAAGAUCAAAGCACUGCCGAAACGGCGCCAACUUCGAGUAAAGGGCUGAUCUGUUUUAUUUGUGGUGCAUCAAAUGCGAACUGGCCAGUUUACUGCAGAUCGCGCAAUUCGGGGAAAAUGCCGUUUUUCCCUUUCUUGGAGUAUCACGAGCCGGCUGAGGGAGCUCGACCGGUGGACAAAGCAAGCGGACAAAUCGACUCUUGUACGGUAUGCUUCUCUUUCCUUACUCAACAAUGGCACGCUUUCGAAGAAAGCGACACUCCAGUUAUUAAACGAAUUUAUUGGCUUAAAAGGUCGGGCCCUGAGUCAAGCAGUGAACGAGCUCAAAGCCCUGUUGCGAACAGCCAAGUCAGGGGAGAGGAAUCAAUGCCUAACGACAACACAAUGGCUGAAGAGAAUUAUGACACCGAAAGUACAGAACAAUGCACGAUAGUUCCUGGUGAACUAUCGGAAGGGAAUAUUAAUGCAACCACUUCAGACUUGGGAAGUGUUAAUCCGAUUUCUGAACACUCGACUGGCCCUUUUGUUGAGAAUUCUUCACUCGCUUCUCGACGUGCUGUGGGUCUAGAAACAUGCUACAUCUGCAGUCGGCGGAAGCCAAAAGAAUUUAUGAGAAGUGUUCACACCAGGCCACAGCUCAAAACCGAGACACCGUUUUACCCAUGCCUUGCUCGGCAUGUUCCACCCACAGUGGCAAAGCAGAUGGACUACCUUGGAAAAGUUCUUGUUUGCGAAGCUUGUCAAAAAUUUUUAUUUCGCCAAUGGCAAGUUUUCCAGAAGAAUUUGACCCCUCUGAGUGAGAGACAGUACCAAUUGAGAUCUGAUCCCUCCCUCCCAAGGGAACAACAGUCCCAGCUGUCAACCAUGGUGUGCUUCAUUUGUGGAGUAACGCAGCCUGCGACAUCAGGGAGAUUUCUUUAUUCUCGUAAGCAUACACCCGGACACCCAUAUUAUCCAUUUUUAAACAAUCUACCAACACCUGAAGGAGCCAUGCCUUUGACAAAGCAAGGGCUCACCAGGGCUUGUAGCGGAUGCCGCAAAUCACUCCAUAGACAGUGGAAGCAUUUUGAGGCUGCUGGGAUCAGUGAUGAAAAGAGGGAGUACAGGAUUCGCAAUGAGGUUAUGGUUCAGAUGGGAGGAAGUGUAACAGGGUUAACAGAAACAUCAACCAAGAUAGCCUGUUAUACCUGUGGUCAGCAGUGUUCUGAAUCCGAUUUGAGACCUGUUCAUACCAAAGCAAACACCAAUCCUCUAAGAGAGACUUUCUACUUUCCCUUUAUAGCGUCAAUGAAACCUCGGAAAGACAGUAGACACCUGGAUGCUGAAGGCCGGACGUUUGUUUGCAAAAAAUGUCAUGCACAACUGAGAAUAGAAUGGGAAGAGUUUGAGAAAAAUGGUGUACCCCAGGAGGAACGCUCUUAUGUAUUGAAAUUGAGUGCGGCAAUAGCAGAAGACCUAGAUAUCUCUUCAGUUUGUUUUCUCUGUGGUGUUACUGUAAAUGCAUCAUUUCAUUUUAAGCUAUAUUCUUAUCCUCAUAGUGGGAAGGGAAUUUCUGAUGGAGGACCAUUUUUUCCUUUUCUGUCAUCUCGAGAACCUGCUCGUCAUGCCCAACCAAUAGAUAGUGAAGGCACUGCAGUUGCCUGUGAAAUUUGUUAUAAUAACUUAAUGGUGCAGUGGAAAGCUUAUGAAGGAUCAGACAUUCGUGAGGAUUCUAACAGAUGGCUUCGAAAGUAUCUGGUAGCCACCAUAAACUGUUAUCUUUGUUCUAAACAAGGGUCAAGGACGUUCUCUGGAGCUGUAAACAAACAACUCAUAACAUUCCCUCCCAAUCACCACCCACCAAAAACUGGAAUUGUGGUUAACAAUGGUAGAGAUGUUGUUUUAUGUGAUGGUUGUCAGAAGGAAGUACAGAGAGAUCUCGAAGCUAUGGAUGAUUCUAAUGCUGCAUUAGGUAUGUUGACAUGGCAACAGAACAAUCAAGAUAAAGAUGAGAAUCUCCAAGAGAGUGAUAUCAAAGGACGCAAAUCGAAACUUAGCAACCAGGGACGGGUUAUAGUCAUUGACUCCAGCGAAGAAAGUGAAGAGGGUGAUGGUAGCUUGGUCCAGCUGCAAAACAAGAAAGUGAAAUUGAAUACCAACAGCCAGAGUUCAAAUGCGUCCCCCAUGCACUAUACAACUUCAGUGUCACCCGGAAUACAACCUGUGUUGCUUAAUAAAGAUUCAGCACCUGCGUCCACUGACCCGUCCAUGUCAGCAGGUCAAGCUAGUUUCGCAGCAGCCCUUCGAAAAUUAGCCAAACAAGCUAAACCAGUUCCGUCUUCAACCUCAUCUCCUGCACCAUCAAACAGCAGCUCUCAGUCUGUUUCACCCAGUAUCUCUGCUGUCAGUGGAAAAAGUACAGGAAUGUCUCCAUCCAGAACCUCACCAUCAGCAAGUCAAACAGAAAUGAAUACCAAAGAUAGGGGAGAUCAUCAGAGUCCAGGAGUGAUUCCUAACCGUACCCCUCCUGUGACGUCCACUGCAACACUGGAUCCAGAUCACAGAAAUCACCGCCCAGGUGAACAAACUCAUGACCCAAAUAGGGGUCCCCAAAGGCCAGAAGUUAGCCACCAGGCUCGGAUGGGGCAUGAAGUGAUGCCAGGUGUUUAUUCAACAGUGGCUAGAGGUAGGAUAUUCGUAUUACAAAACAAAGGCAAGUUGUUAGUCCUCACUCUAGAGUGUUCUAGGUGGGGAAUUAUUUUACCUUUAAGAGGAUAUAUGUAAUUUGAAUUGAACUGUAAGGGAAAUGGGGAAAAUGGCUUUGUGGAUGUACUAAGUGUUUACUGCUGCAGAUUUGAGGAAGUCAUUUUUGUGUGAUCAACUGUUCUAUAAUCAUAUCCAUAUGAGGAUUUAUUGUGAUUUUAUUCACAUUUUGCUUGGGAUGUUGGUUAUUUGAAUAAUGAGCCUUGCACUUUUUAGCCUUGUUUAUUUUAAUUUGGCUAAAGCCACCUGUCUGAAUUUCUGACUACGUUCCCUUCAUAACAUCAACCAAGAGCAGAUUCAGGUCUUGCAACAUGCCACCCAGUUAGCUGCUACAGCCAGUCUUUGUGACUUCAGAAACAACUAGGGUAGGCAGCAAUUGUUGAGCCAGUUAUUCUCAUAUUGCAGAUCUUACAGAAGUCUUUUUAAAAGUGUAACUUAAUGAAUUAUUUGUACAAGAAACAAAAUGGUUUGAGGCACUUCUAGGUAGAUUGCAAAGGCAGUUUACAAGGUUUUUGAAUUUGGGAGAGAUCAGGGAGUUGAUUUACAAAAGUUUAAAUUCAGUAUUCAUCAAUUUGCAUUCCUCUUGUGGAAAUUUCAGUUGCCUAGCAAAGUGACAAAAGGGUAGGACUGUAGAAAUCUCCAAACAAGUUCAUUCCUUAUGCCUUUCAUUGUUGUUGAAUAAUUAAUAAGAUCAGUGAAUUGUGGAUUUUCUUGAGGCUUUUUAAGGUGAUUUGAAUCAGGUACGAUCCUGUUUUUUUCGGUAAAUUUUGGGACAUCUUGACAGGGAAUAUUUCCUUGUUUUCUAGGAGGGCUACAUGCAUGUCUUGGUUUAUUUUGUGUAAAAUUUGAACAAUAUUUAUUCAUGUUUGGUAGGGGGUUAUUUAUAAUUACACAAGGUUUUCAUAUGAAAGGACUUAGAACCAUAAAAUAUUUUACAGUGUCUUGCAUUUCUUUGAGGUUUUUAAGUUAUCUUUUUUAGUUUAAAUUGGAGUUAAGUUUAUUGUGGAUAUUUGAAAAUAUAAAGGUUUGAUCCCAGAAGUCCAGACCUUUCUCUCUCAUUAGCAGAUAACACCAAAACACUUUCUUAUUUGUCUUGAAUAGCAGGUCAUUUACAAUAAUGCUACUUAUCAAUAUUCUUCCACAAAACUCUUUUACAUAGAGAUGUGUUGCAUUUCUUGUGAAAAAUUAUUUUUGAUGUCUAUUCACUGUCAAUUAAUUUGAGCGAUCAAAAGCAAGUCGCAUUAAUCUACAAACAGAUAUCUGCCAGCAGUUAAUUCAGAUUAGGGUUUCCUGUUUAUUCAAUGUUAUAUGUAAAUGUUGCCAUGCUCGGUUUAUGUAGAUCUACCGGCAAUUCAACUUGUCUCCUUGUCUGUGACUUUUGCUUUACAGAUAUUAGCACUUGAAGCAUUAAAUUUUAUACCAUUUCCAAGAAGAACAAAUCAUUUUGCUACCUAAAGAUGAUGUUUCCUCAACAUUUGUAAUACUUUACACUGAAUCAUAUUUUGGUGUUUUGUCUUUUAUCAACAAGCUAUUCAUGAAUAAUCUGAGGUUCUACUCAACUUACAAUCGCCCGUUGCUGUGCAAUAGUUCUUCCCUCGGUAUAUUAUCACUCACACAUUACCACUGAUAAAAAUAUCAAGAAGAGGGAACUAAACAUGUUUAUGAUGUCAAAUGAUAGUCAUCUUCUUGCAGUAUGUCUCUCAAUUUUGGUAUUAAUCUUUGAUUCUUUUUAGCACUAGUCAUGGAAUGAAAUUUAAACCAUAAAAUUCUAAAA